Molecule: messenger RNA, 576 nt
Organism: Mirounga angustirostris (Northern elephant seal)
Lineage: Eukaryota; Metazoa; Chordata; Mammalia; Carnivora; Phocidae
Gene: RPS27L
Product: ribosomal protein S27 like
Exons: 4
Coding region: 246-404 (52 amino acids)
Biological process (GO): ribosomal small subunit assembly; translation
Cellular component (GO): ribosome; cytosolic small ribosomal subunit
Molecular function (GO): structural constituent of ribosome; RNA binding
Source: RefSeq, a predicted model, not a curated record
CCCGGGGAGGGGUCCCUGCCGAACACGGCUCGGUGGCUCGGGCCCGCAGCUCCUCCGCGCGUGGCGGACUUGUUGGGACUUGCCGGGGCAGCGCGGCGUGUCGGGCCCUGUUCUGGGCGUGGAGCGGGGAGGAUCCGGGGCGGCCCUGGGCUCAGUUGGCUAGAGAUUUACUACACCCGUCCUUGGAAGAGGAAAAGAAAAAACAUAAAAAGAAACGGCUAGUUCAGAGCCCAAAUUCCUAUUUUAUGGAUGUAAAAUGUCCAGGUUGCUACAAGAUUACCACGGUUUUCAGCCAUGCUCAGACGGUGGUUCUUUGUGUAGGCUGUUCAACAGUGUUGUGCCAGCCAACAGGAGGAAAGGCCAGACUCACAGAGGGGUGUUCAUUUAGAAGAAAGCAACACUAAUGAUCCACACAACCUCUUGAAUUUGUGUUAUAUCGCAGAAAGCCUUAUCAGUUCAGUAAUUCCAGUUAUCUACCAAGAUAAUGUAAUUAUGCUUAAUUUUGUAAGUUUUACAACAGUGAUGUCCUAUUUUGGUGUCAGUUUUUCAAUAAAGUUUUGAUUAUGGGCAAAUUUC